This is a messenger RNA of Amoebophrya sp. A120, 1442 nucleotides long. NCBI's taxonomy places the organism in Eukaryota, Dinophyceae, Syndiniales, Amoebophryaceae. The record is from the annotation of a GenBank genome assembly.
AUGGCCGUCGACGUGACCAGUUUGUAUCAAAAAUGCAUCACGCGCAAGAACGAGAUCGAUACCGAGCUGGACAGUAUCGAGGUCGGGCAGCGACUUCCGGUUGCAAAACGACAGCGGCUACAAGGACUGGAAAAAGAAUUCGGUAUACUUGUUUGUUCUGAGUUGUAGAUCAACACGGCCUCUAGUAUUUCCUCCACACAGGUUUUAGUGUUGAUGUUGCGUAUAGAAAAACCAUGAAAAUCUUUUUUUCUUCUCAUGUCCAAUCAGGCGAUGCGUAUGCGGUAUUCGAGACCGAAGUGAAACGGGGCGGCAAAAACCUACCGGGCGGGCGAGGCAAGUGGGACAGGUAUCUAAACCAGUUGACCGAUGACAAGUCGACAAUACGAGCGUCGCUUGAGCCGCACAAAAUUGAGGACAUUCGGCAACAGCAAAUGGACCAGGACAACCUGGUCGGGAGCCGCGACGCCCGCGUGAACGACGACAGAAGCAAAUUGCUGACGGAAAGAAAUCGAAUACGCGACGUCGACAGGCAGCUGGAUGAUCUGCUGGAAAUGGUACUGAUUUAUUCUUGAUGAAGUUCUUUACGUCUAGUACGUAUGAGAUGCUAACUCGAAGCAAGCACUUGUUCCGGGAUCAUCUGGCGUUAUGUUCGCUUUCUUGAUGAUCCUUGUUUUAAAACCUUUCCCGCUCCAAAUCUACAGGGCCAUGAAUCUCGAUCCCGAUUGCAGAACCAAAACGCGAUACUCGCCGGCGCUGCAACUCGCAUGGUUUCUGUGAUAGAAUCUGUCGGCCGCGGAACCGGUCUGGUCAACCGCAUCGAUAGGCGGCAUCUGGAGGACAAGAUUCUCGUCUAUGCGGGCAUCACCAUUUCCAUGGUGCUGUUUGUAACACUCUACAUUUACUUCAAGUGGAUGAAGUAGCAAUCUUGCGCGCUACGAGCAGCCCGACAGUAAUCCUGCUACAAGUGCACCUGCUUGCGCCGGCUCCUGCUGCGUAUUGGCGUGAAGGUCGACAUUACAGGCGGUUUUGUCCUUUGAAUUUGGUGCAAGCGCGAACAGGAGAACUCGAAACGAGAAAUCGACACGCGAGGUGGAAGAGAAGCUGAUGCGUGGUGACGUGGUGCACAGCAUCAGCAGGCGGAAGUGAGAGCUAGUGGAUUGGUUUCCGCGUUGACCGAGGAAUUUCUUCUUUUUGGGAAAAUUCGUGGCGAAGGCUCGCAGAGCCGAACAUGCACAAGGGCCCCCCGACUAGCUUCUCUGCCAAAAUGAAACCAAGAUGGAAGAGUCGCAGCGCAGACCAGCUUUGUGUUUGACCGGCAACGGCACACGAAAAAAAUCCAAAAACUUUCGUAACUAAACGACUCGAAGUGAUCAGAAUCAACAACGAACAACAGGCGACAAAAUCAAGCAAGAACUCAAAAAUGUAAAGGUGGACCAACACAU